AUGUUAAGGCCAGCGGCAGCCCUUCUUGGUAGUCUGCAAAGACAACGAAAGCUCCCAUUUGGCAGCGAUUGCUACCGACAUUGGCGGUAUCUCCCUUGCUCCCUUGGAAUCAACCGUGGCUGCGUCAGAAAUGUUGUGACUCUGUUAGAAGAACCUCCGUUGGACUCUCCGAUUCCGGAGCGUCCUUGUACGGUUGCCUUGGUACAAGACAGCUUGUAUGGUCCUGCUUCAACAUCAUUGUGGAAGGCACAACUGCGAUCAUUGGUUCCCACGGAGUUUGGCAUGUCUUUUGCAAACCUCGAUCUUAGUCACGAACAGGAGAAACAACAAGGUUUGCUUGCAUUGGAUGCUCUUCAGAGCGACCUAUUGCAAAUGGAGACUCCGCAAGUCGUCCUGAUUGCUAGAGGGCCACUUGUGUCUUGGUGGGCCCAGCUUUACUUGGAAUCGUUCUCCUUGGCGGGCCUCGUGCUGGUGGAUCCAUUAGUGCCUGUUGGAGAUACCGGUAUGGGGACUGUUAUUGACGCUGACGCUGCCACCAACCAAGCUUUUCAAUAUGUCGCGGACGAAGCUCGCAAGAAUGGCAGUUCCAAUUAUCUGCAAAAUAUCUCAUCGCUCUUCUUCUCCAAGAAACGUCAAAGAGGUCUCUUACUCGAACCGGGGGCGGUUCCAAUGAUGGUGCUUUCCACGCAUCCCUUCCUCUCUGAACCGGCUCAACAAACCGCGGAAAGACACCGAAUAGUUUAUGACGGACAGGACAGAGAAGAUCCUAGCAACCCGAUGUUUCACCUUGGAGAUGUCCCUGUCAUAAGCAUGGAUUUGGGGGAAGACAACGCUGGAGGGAGCAGAGUCGACCCUCUGCAGCAAUGCUUUCGUGAUACCAUUGGCCCUUGGAUCGAGAAUCAAGUGCUGUAG
Molecule: messenger RNA, 912 nt
Organism: Seminavis robusta
Lineage: Eukaryota; Bacillariophyta; Bacillariophyceae; Naviculales; Naviculaceae
Source: the annotation of a GenBank genome assembly